CCCCGAUGAUGAGUUAUAGUUGCUGCUUGUCCAAGCUUGGAAAACGGACAUGGAGGGUGAUUUUUUGGGGAUCCUGUUCGGGGAAGUGCACGACGGCCACCUGGCGACCAUCACGGACGAUUUGCUGGUGUUUUUGAGCCAACUACUCAACUAUCUGCCAUUGAAGAUUCUCUCGCACUGUGAGGAGAAACCAGGGACAGCCACGCUCGUUCGCACGUUGGAGCCCGCGUGUACGGAGUUGGAGGAAGGAAGCUACUACAUGCCCUCGGCAGGUGCGUAUCUACACGUCGACAUGACCGAUCUUUCCACGUGGGACCCGCUCAUCCGGCGUGCUCCUGCCGGAGAGACGAGUGGAGAAGAGGAGGAGGACGACGAAGAAGAAGCAUCGGCAGAGGAAGAAGAUCGGAAAUCUGAUCCCGAUUAUCGAGGAUCGAAGGACGAAGAGUUAGAGGAGGCCGGUUCGGAGGAGGAGGCAGACGAAGAAGAAAACGCGUCGAGGGAUUCAAAUGAACUGGCCGAGCUAACCAGGGAGGAACAGGAAGCCGCGGCCCAGAGACGGCGAGAGGCCGCAGAGGGCAAACGACCGAUCAUGGAAUCAGGGCCGCCGUCGCAACUGCUGCAGGGCAAUCCGACACUCAACCCGGAGCUGCCGCGACAAGAAGACGAAGAUUCCUCCAAGGUGAAGAACAAAGUGGGACAUUCGAAUCCGRGCAGGGCUGUUUCAGCACGGCCAAGUCAAUCACGCGGCAGCGUAGGGGGACCAACAGCGCCUGGGGUUGUGUUCGCUGAGGAACCAGAAUUUGAGACGCAGGUCGACGACGAGAUGAACGAAGAUUUUGACGAUGAAGAGGUGGCAGUUGAGGAAGAGGAGGAAGAGGAGGCAGAAGAGGAGGAAGAGGAGGCACAAGAGAAGGAAGAGGAGGAAGAGAAGGAAGAAAAGGAAGAGGAGGAAGGAGAAGAGGGAGAAGAGAAAGAAGAGGAGGAAGUGGAGGAAGAGGAGGAAGGAGAGGAGGAAGAUAUGGAGAUUGCCUCUGCUGGAGUAAAGUUGUGCGUGCAGUCGGAGAACAAGGCACAGUAUAAGUGCUACGGCGAGAUCGUCUGUGCGAGUUGGAUUUUUGAGAACAAGCAGUACUUUGCUGAAAUUUGGGUCAUUGCUGCCAACAAGCUUGUGAGCUUCAUACUUCGAAAGAAGAAAUUCGUGCCCAGCAAAUUUCCAAUAGAGAACAAAAAGUUCACGGCAGCAAACAAGGACUUCAAGACAUGUGUGGAGUCAUCAGGACCUCUGGAGAGAGGAUCGGGCACGGAAGCGAGGGGUGGAAAAAAGAAGAUGUGCACUACUAAGCCUGCUGCGUUUGACAAAGGGAGAGGGAAAGCUACCACGUCUGAGAAAGGGAAAGGGAAAGGUACUGCGUCUGGGAAAGAGAAAGAGAAAGUUGCACAAGAGGAGCUGCAAGUACCUCGAGGUCUCGUGCCAGGCGAACUUACCGACGAGAUGGCACGGGCCUGGGACGAACUUCAAAGUUUGCAGCAGAAGAAAAUCUCCCAAGAGCCAUUUUAUCUGCCCAUGACAUGUCUCAAGAGACCAUCGGUGGAUGGGACCGGAAACAGGUCUUUGGAGGUUCGGGAGCCCGAUGAAGAUCAUGUCUCGACGCUCAUGGACUCCAUGAUCGCUUGCCCGACUGGAGAUCAUCUUCCCUUUGUUGGUGUCGUGGAUCCAGAGGAAGUGAAAGACAAGUCGGAAGUGGAUCUCGACCGGUUGAGAAGGGGCGGCUACAACAUUUACGCGCUUGGAGGUGGACAUUGUCGGGAGGCGAGAGAACGACCGAGACAGAUCUACCCGGAUAUGGACGACUACAACUGGAAUGUUUGCUAUGUCUAUGCAGGUCUUUCGACGGAUGAGGCAAGGCAGAUGGCACACAAGCACAAUCUGGCAGCUCGCUACCACAGAGACAUGAACUUCAUCGAAAAGAUGAAAUGCUGGCGGAAUGUCUUCGAACGAAAGGGCUCUGUGAAGAUUGCGGAUGUCAAGAUAGCUUGCCUGCGCGAAUAUGGGAUACCAGUCAAUCCAAAGAAGAUGUAGACCAAUGACCCGCUGUUGCAGAUUGCCAUGUGCCCGAAAGAGAUCUGGGACCUGCAGUUGAAGAAUUUUGAGAUGUGGAAGAGGGGAGAGGCGAAGGACCAGAAAUUGAAGCCUGUGGCAAAGAGCCAGAUUCGUACGGAGGUCACUCCAGAAUCCAGCGAAUCUGAAGGCGGGAAGCAGACAAGGGAAGAGAAAAGGCUGGACAAGGCAGCGGCAAGGGAAUAGGAGAUGGCGUUUUUCAAUCCCCACCUGAAGUUAAAGGACAACAAAAUCCCGAUGGUGCC
This is a messenger RNA of Chara braunii, 2364 nucleotides long. The record is from the annotation of a GenBank genome assembly. NCBI's taxonomy places the organism in Eukaryota, Viridiplantae, Streptophyta, Charophyceae, Charales, Characeae.